AUGUCUGGCGGAAGGCGCGCCUCAGUGCGCCCCGCGCCGCGCGGGGGCCGGUGGAGCCUGCCUGCGCCCCACCAGCAGCAACUGAGGGUAGAUGAAAGGCAGUGUUUAGACGUUUCUGAUCCUUCCCCAUUUCAGUGUCUAGUCCAUUCACUUCCACGUCUGAGCCCCAAGCCACAGCAGUUUGACGUGCCCAACGUAUGCGGAUCCAGGUUCCACUCCUACUGCUGCCCCGGAUGGAAGACGCUCCCAGGAGGAAACCAGUGCAUUGUCCCAAUUUGUAGAAAUAGUUGCGGAGAUGGAUUUUGUUCACGUCCUAACAUGUGUACUUGUUCCAGCGGCCAAAUAUCACCAACCUGUGGAUCAAAAUCAAGUACGUUUUUCGUAUGUGACCUUAUUUACUGCGUUAUCUCUGUCUGUGAAAAUGGAUGUCAGAAUGGUGGACGUUGUAUCGGACCUAACCGCUGUGCUUGUGUUUAUGGAUUCACUGGUCCACAGUGUGAAAGAGAUUACAGGACAGGUCCGUGUUUCACUCAGGUCAACAACCAGAUGUGCCAGGGGCAGCUUACAGGCAUUGUGUGUACCAAGACACUGUGCUGUGCCACCAUCGGACGGGCCUGGGGCCACCCCUGCGAGAUGUGUCCAGCCCAGCCUCAGCCCUGCCGACGGGGCUUCAUCCCCAACAUACGCACGGGAGCUUGCCAAGAUGUUGAUGAAUGCCAGGCUAUUCCUGGGAUAUGCCAGGGAGGAAACUGUAUCAAUACAGUGGGCUCUUUUGAGUGCAAAUGUCCUGCUGGUCACAAGCAGAGUGAAACUACUCAGAAAUGUGAAGACAUUGACGAGUGCAGCAUCAUUCCUGGGAUAUGUGAAACUGGCGAAUGUUCCAACACCGUGGGAAGCUAUUUUUGCGUUUGUCCACGUGGAUAUGUAACCUCAACAGAUGGCUCUCGGUGUAUUGAUCAGAGAACAGGCACAUGUUUCUCAGGCCUGGUGAACGGUCGCUGUGCGCAAGAGCUUCCGGGCAGGAUGACCAGAAUGCAGUGCUGCUGUGAGCCCGGCCGCUGCUGGGGCCUUGGGACCAUUCCUGAAGCCUGUCCCGCCAGGGGCUCCGAGGAAUAUCGCAGACUUUGCUUGGAUGGCCUUCCCAUAGGAGGGAUUCCAGGGAGUGCUGGCUCCAGGCCUGGAGGCGCGGGGGGGAAUGGCUUUGCCCCGGGUGGCAACGGCAAUGGCUAUGGCCCCGGAGGAGCAGGCUUCAUCCCCAUCCCUGGAGGCAACGGCUUUUCUCCUGGCGUUGGGGGAGCUGGCGUAGGGGCCGGGGGACAGGGGCCCAUCAUCACCGGGCUAACUAUUCUGAACCAGACAAUAGAUAUCUGUAAGCACCAUGCUAAUCUCUGUUUAAAUGGACGCUGCAUACCUACUGUUUCUAGCUACCGAUGUGAAUGCAACAUGGGUUAUAAGCAGGAUGCAAAUGGGGAUUGCAUAGAUGUUGAUGAAUGCACAUCAAAUCCCUGCACCAAUGGAGAUUGUGUUAACACACCUGGCUCCUAUUAUUGUAAAUGUCACGCCGGAUUCCAGCGGACUCCUACCAAGCAAGCAUGCAUUGAUAUUGAUGAAUGCAUCCAGAAUGGGGUUCUUUGUAAGAAUGGUCGAUGUGUGAACACAGAUGGAAGUUUCCAGUGCAUUUGCAACGCUGGCUUUGAAUUAACUACAGAUGGAAAAAACUGUGUUGACCAUGAUGAAUGUACAACCACCAACAUGUGUUUGAAUGGGAUGUGCAUUAAUGAAGAUGGCAGUUUCAAGUGCAUCUGCAAACCAGGAUUUAUCUUGGCUCCAAAUGGGCGUUACUGCACUGAUGUUGAUGAGUGCCAGACCCCAGGAAUCUGCAUGAAUGGGCAUUGCAUCAACAAUGAAGGGUCCUUUCGCUGUGACUGUCCCCCAGGUCUGGCUGUGGGUGUGGACGGACGCGUGUGUGUUGAUACUCACAUGCGCAGUACAUGCUACGGUGGGAUCAAGAAGGGAGUGUGUGUCCGGCCCUUCCCCGGUGCGGUGACCAAGUCUGAAUGCUGCUGUGCCAAUCCAGACUAUGGUUUUGGAGAACCCUGCCAGCCAUGCCCUGCUAAAAAUUCAGCUGAAUUCCAUGGCCUUUGUAGUAGUGGAGUAGGUAUCACAGUGGAUGGAAGAGAUAUCAAUGAGUGUGCUCUGGAUCCUGAUAUAUGUGCCAAUGGAAUUUGUGAGAAUUUACGUGGUAGUUACCGGUGUAACUGCAACAGUGGCUAUGAACCAGAUGCCUCUGGAAGAAAUUGUAUUGGAAGUGGGAUUCAAAAAUUAACAAGGUGCUACAGCUGCACCUGCCCGCCUGGCUAUGUGUUCAGGACGGAGACGGAGACGUGUGAAGAUAUAAAUGAAUGUGAAAGCAACCCAUGUGUCAAUGGGGCCUGCAGGAACAACCUUGGAUCUUUCAAUUGUGAAUGUUCUCCUGGCAGCAAACUCAGCUCGACAGGAUUGAUCUGUAUUGACAGCCUGAAAGGGACGUGUUGGCUCAACAUCCAGGACAACCGCUGUGAGGUGAACAUCAAUGGAGCUACUCUGAAAUCCGAAUGCUGCGCCACGCUUGGGGCCGCCUGGGGCAGCCCCUGUGAGCGCUGUGAGCUAGAUACAGCUUGCCCAAGAGGGUUUGCCAGGAUAAAAGGUGUUACUUGUGAAGACGUUAAUGAGUGUGAGGUGUUUCCUGGCGUUUGCCCAAAUGGACGCUGCGUCAACAGCAAAGGAUCUUUUCAUUGUGAGUGCCCUGAAGGCCUUACAUUGGAUGGAACUGGCCGUGUGUGUUUGGAUAUCCGCAUGGAGCAGUGUUACUUGAAGUGGGAUGAGGACGAAUGCAUCCAUCCUGUACCUGGGAAGUUCCGCAUGGAUGCCUGCUGCUGUGCGGUCGGAGCAGCUUGGGGCACAGAGUGUGAGGAGUGCCCCAAACCUGGCACCAAAGAGUAUGAGACCCUGUGCCCGCGGGGCCCUGGCUUUGCGAACAGAGGGGAUGUCCUGACCGGGAGGCCAUUUUACAAAGAUAUCAAUGAGUGCAAAGCGUUUCCCGGGAUGUGCACCCAUGGGAAGUGCAGGAACACGAUCGGCAGCUUCAAGUGCCGUUGCAACAGUGGCUUCGCUCUAGACAUGGAGGAGAGGAACUGCACGGACAUCGACGAGUGCAGGAUUUCUCCUGACCUCUGUGGGAGCGGGAUCUGUGUCAACACGCCGGGCAGCUUUGAGUGCGAGUGCUUCGAAGGCUACGAGAGCGGCUUCAUGAUGAUGAAGAACUGCAUGGACAUUGACGAAUGUGAACGUAACCCUCUCCUUUGUAGGGGUGGCACCUGCGUGAACACUGAGGGCAGCUUUCAGUGUGACUGCCCACUGGGACACGAGCUGUCACCAUCACGUGAGGACUGUGUGGAUAUUAAUGAAUGCUCUCUGAGUGACAAUUUGUGUAGAAAUGGGAAAUGUGUAAACAUGAUUGGAACUUAUCAGUGCUCCUGCAAUCCUGGGUACCAGGCCACGCCAGACCGGCAGGGCUGUACAGAUAUUGAUGAGUGCAUGAUAAUGAAUGGAGGCUGCGACACGCAGUGCACGAAUGCGGAAGGAAGCUACGAAUGUAGCUGCAGCGAAGGGUAUGCCCUGAUGCCAGAUGGGAGGUCAUGCGCAGAUAUUGAUGAAUGUGAGAAUAAUCCUGAUAUCUGUGAUGGUGGGCAGUGCACCAACAUUCCUGGAGAGUACCGUUGUCUGUGUUACGACGGCUUCAUGGCUUCCAUGGACAUGAAAACCUGCAUUGACGUGAAUGAGUGUGACUUAAAUUCCAACAUCUGCAUGUUCGGGGAAUGUGAGAACACCAAGGGCUCCUUCAUUUGCCACUGUCAGCUGGGGUAUUCAGUGAAGAAAGGGACCACUGGAUGCACAGAUGUGGAUGAGUGUGAAAUUGGUGCCCACAACUGUGACAUGCAUGCCUCGUGUCUAAACGUCCCAGGAAGCUUCAAGUGUAGCUGCAGAGAAGGCUGGGUUGGAAAUGGCAUCAAAUGUAUUGAUCUGGACGAAUGUUCUAAUGGAACCCACCAGUGCAGCGUAAAUGCUCAAUGUGUUAAUACCCCAGGCUCCUACCGAUGUGCCUGCUCCGAAGGAUUCACUGGAGACGGAUUUACCUGCUCAGAUGUUGACGAAUGUGCAGAAAACAUAAAUCUCUGUGAGAACGGACAAUGCCUCAAUGUCCCAGGCGCAUAUCGCUGCGAGUGUGAGAUGGGCUUCACGCCAGCCUCAGACAGCAGGUCCUGCCAAGAUAUUGAUGAAUGCUCCUUCCAAAAUAUUUGUGUCUUUGGAACAUGUAAUAAUUUGCCUGGAAUGUUUCAUUGUAUCUGUGAUGAUGGUUAUGAAUUGGACAGAACAGGAGGGAACUGUACAGAUAUUGAUGAGUGUGCAGAUCCAAUAAACUGUGUGAACGGCCUGUGUGUCAACACUCCUGGUCGCUAUGAGUGUAACUGUCCACCCGAUUUCCAGCUGAACCCCACUGGUGUGGGGUGUGUUGACAACCGCGUGGGCAACUGCUACCUGAAGUUCGGUCCCCGGGGCGAUGGGAGCCUGUCCUGCAACACUGAGAUUGGGGUGGGCGUCAGCCGCUCCUCCUGCUGCUGCUCUCUGGGGAAGGCCUGGGGGAACCCCUGCGAGACCUGCCCCCCUGUCAACAGCACUGAAUAUUACACUUUGUGUCCUGGAGGUGAAGGCUUCAGACCUAACCCCAUUACAAUCAUCUUAGAAGAUAUUGAUGAAUGCCAGGAGUUACCAGGACUCUGCCAGGGUGGAAACUGUAUUAACACUUUCGGUAGCUUCCAGUGUGAGUGCCCUCAAGGCUACUACCUCAGCGAGGAAACCCGCAUCUGUGAAGAUAUUGAUGAGUGUUUUGCACAUCCUGGUGUGUGUGGACCUGGGACCUGCUACAACACCCUGGGAAAUUACACCUGCAUUUGCCCACCUGAAUACAUGCAGGUCAAUGGAGGCCACAACUGCAUGGACAUGAGAAAAAGCUUCUGCUACCGGAGCUAUAAUGGAACCACUUGUGAGAAUGAGUUGCCUUUUAAUGUGACAAAGAGGAUGUGCUGCUGCACAUACAACGUGGGCAAAGCCUGGAACAAACCUUGUGAACCAUGCCCAACGCCAGGGACAGCUGACUUUAAAACCAUAUGUGGAAAUAUCCCUGGAUUCACCUUUGACAUUCACACUGGAAAAGCUGUUGACAUUGAUGAAUGUAAAGAGAUUCCAGGCAUUUGUGCAAAUGGUGUGUGCAUUAACCAGAUUGGCAGUUUCCGCUGUGAAUGCCCUACGGGAUUCAGCUACAAUGACCUGCUGCUGGUCUGCGAAGAUAUCGACGAGUGCAGCAAUGGAGAUAACCUGUGCCAGCGAAAUGCAGACUGCAUCAACAGUCCGGGCAGCUACCGGUGCGAGUGCGCGGCAGGUUUCAAACUCUCACCCAACGGAGCCUGCGUAGAUCGCAACGAGUGUUUAGAAAUUCCUAAUGUUUGCAGUCAUGGCCUGUGUGUGGAUUUACAAGGAAGUUACCAGUGCAUAUGCCACAAUGGCUUUAAGGCUUCUCAGGACCAGACGAUGUGCAUGGAUGUUGAUGAGUGUGAGCGGCAUCCAUGUGGAAAUGGAACCUGUAAAAACACCGUUGGAUCCUAUAACUGUCUCUGCUAUCCAGGCUUUGCACUCACUCAUAAUAAUGAUUGCAUGGACAUAGAUGAGUGCAGUUCCUUUUUUGGUCAGGUGUGUAGAAAUGGACGGUGUUUUAAUGAAGUUGGCUCCUUCAAGUGUUUAUGUAAUGAAGGUUAUGAACUUACUCCAGAUGGCAAGAACUGUAUAGAUACGAAUGAGUGUGUUGCCCUGCCUGGCUCUUGUUCUCCUGGCACCUGUCAGAAUUUGGAGGGGUCUUUCAGAUGUAUCUGUCCCCCAGGUUAUGAAGUGAAAAGCGAGAACUGCAUCGAUAUAAAUGAGUGUGAUGAAGAUCCCAACAUCUGUCUUUUUGGUUCCUGCACCAAUACUCCUGGGGGCUUCCAGUGCAUCUGUCCCCCUGGGUUUGUAUUAUCUGAUAAUGGACGGAGGUGCUUCGAUACUCGCCAGAGCUUCUGUUUCACAAACUUUGAAAAUGGAAAGUGUUCUGUACCCAAAGCUUUCAACACCACAAAGGCAAAAUGCUGCUGUAGUAAGAUGCCAGGAGAGGGUUGGGGGGACCCCUGUGAGCUGUGCCCCAAGGAUGAUGAAGUGGCAUUCCAGGAUUUGUGUCCCUAUGGCCACGGAACUGUUCCUAGUCUUCAUGAUACCCGUGAAGAUGUUAAUGAAUGUCUUGAGAGCCCAGGCAUUUGUUCAAACGGUCAGUGUAUCAACACAGAUGGGUCUUUUCGCUGUGAAUGUCCAAUGGGUUACAACCUUGAUUACACUGGAGUGCGCUGUGUGGAUACUGAUGAAUGUUCAAUUGGCAACCCAUGUGGAAAUGGGACGUGCACCAACGUUAUUGGGAGCUUUGAAUGCAACUGCAAUGAGGGCUUUGAGCCAGGGCCCAUGAUGAAUUGUGAAGAUAUCAAUGAGUGUGCCCAGAACCCACUGCUGUGUGCUUUCCGCUGCAUGAACACCUUCGGGUCCUAUGAAUGCACGUGCCCGAUUGGCUAUGCUCUCAGGGAAGAUCAGAAGAUGUGCAAAGACCUGGAUGAGUGUGCUGAAGGGCUGCAUGACUGUGAAUCUAGGGGCAUGAUGUGCAAGAAUCUGAUUGGCACCUUCAUGUGCAUCUGCCCGCCUGGGAUGGCCCGCAGGCCUGACGGAGAAGGCUGUGUAGAUGAAAAUGAAUGCAGGACCAAACCAGGAAUCUGUGAAAACGGGCGUUGUGUUAACACUAUUGGGAGCUAUAGAUGUGAGUGUAAUGAAGGCUUUCAGUCCAGCUCUUCUGGGACCGAGUGCCUUGACAAUCGACAGGGCCUCUGCUUUGCAGAGGUGUUGCAGACCAUGUGUCAGAUGGCAUCCAGCAGCCGUAACCUUGUCACAAAGUCAGAAUGCUGCUGCGAUGGGGGGCGAGGCUGGGGUCAUCAGUGUGAGCUCUGCCCACUCCCUGGAACUGCCCAGUACAAGAAGAUAUGUCCUCAUGGCCCAGGCUAUACCACUGAUGGAAGAGAUAUUGACGAAUGUAAAGUUAUGCCAAAUCUCUGCACCAAUGGUCAGUGCAUCAAUACCAUGGGCUCGUUCCGGUGUUUCUGUAAGGCUGGCUACACCACAGACAUCAGCGGAACCUCGUGUGUAGAUCUCGAUGAAUGUUCGCAGUCCCCAAAACCCUGCAACUUCAUCUGCAAGAACGCCGAGGGGAGUUACCAGUGCUCCUGUCCCCGGGGCUAUGUCCUGCAGGAGGACGGGAAGACCUGCAAAGACCUUGAUGAAUGUCAAACCAAACAGCACAAUUGCCAGUUCCUGUGUGUCAACACUCUGGGAGGUUUUACCUGUAAAUGUCCACCUGGUUUCACACAGCAUCACACUGCUUGUAUUGACAACAAUGAAUGUGGGUCACAGCCUUCACUUUGUGGAGCAAAGGGAAUCUGUCAAAACACCCCUGGGAGUUUCAGCUGCGAAUGCCAAAGAGGGUUCUCCCUUGAUGCUACUGGACUGAACUGUGAAGAUGUUGAUGAAUGUGAUGGAAACCAUAGGUGCCAGCAUGGCUGCCAGAACAUCCUGGGAGGCUACAGGUGUGGCUGCCCGCAAGGAUAUAUUCAGCACUACCAGUGGAAUCAGUGUGUUGAUGAGAAUGAAUGCUCCAAUCCCAAUGCCUGUGGCUCUGCUUCCUGCUACAACACCCUGGGGAGCUACAAGUGCGCCUGCCCCUCUGGGUUCUCCUUCGACCAGUUCUCCAGUGCCUGCCACGACGUGAAUGAGUGCUCGUCUUCCAAGAACCCGUGCAAUUACGGCUGCUCCAACACGGAAGGGGGCUACCUCUGCGGCUGCCCACCUGGGUACUACAGAGUGGGACAGGGCCACUGCGUCUCAGGAAUGGGAUUUAACAAAGGGCAGUACCUGUCAAUGGAUACAGAGGUCGAUGAAGAGAAUGCUCUGUCCCCGGAAGCGUGCUAUGAGUGCAAAAUCAACGGCUACUCUAAGAAGGACAACAGACAGAAGAGAAGUGUUCAUGAAUCCAAACACAUUGCUGUUAAACAGAUCAGCCUGGAGAGCGUCGACAUGGACAGCCCGGUGAUGAUGAAGUUUAACGUCUCCGGCCUUGGUGCGAAGGAGCACAUCGUAGAAUUCAUGCCCGCCAUCGAGCCGCUCAACAACCACAUCCGCUAUGUCAUCUCGCAGGGGAAUGACGACGGCGUCUUCCGCAUUCACCAGAGGAAUGGGCUCAGCUACUUGCACACGGCCAAGAGGAAGCUCGUGCCUGGCAUGUACACACUGGAAAUCACUAGCGUCCCUCUCUACAAGAAAAAGGAGCUUAAGAAACUGGAAGACAGCAAUGAGGAUGACUACCUCCUAGGGGAGCUGGGGGAGGCUCUCAGAAUGAGGCUGCAGAUUCAACUCUAUUAACCCCUUGCAGACUUGGUUCCAGGCUCAAAUCCCUGCACAGCCAGCCUUCAGAAGCCUCUGAGAAAUCAAUGACUAGUUUUAAAGAGGAAAGAAAAAAAAGACUUUUGUUUCUUUCCUCCCUGUCUCAGACUUCAGAAUGUUGACCCUCACAGGGAGGGAUAAUGUAGACUCUGGUGUGGCCAAAGAUUUGAGUACAAAGGCAACCGUGGUUACUGUAUUUUUAUAUAACUUCACUUUAAAGUAUAUUAAAAAACUAAAUAUUCAAGAGAUCAGCAUAUGGCACUAAAUGCACAAAAAUAAUGUGAGCUUUUUUUUUUUUUCCUGUUAGCAGUCUGUAACACUUUGGGUAUUUUGCUAUAGUUGCUAAUUAAAAAAAUAUAGAUGUUUAUUUAUUUUUAAUGCAGUAAUAUAUGGAGAAAUGAACAAACUAUGUAAACAAAAAGGGAAACUCACUUGUUUUUCUUUAGAUUUAUAAAUUUGAGCUAUUUCUUUUAGAGGUGCUUUUUUUUAAAAAAAAAAAAAAUUCAGUAGAUUCAAGAGAUGUUUCCUUUGGUUUUCUGCCAGUCGUCCAACUGGUACACAUCUGAUUAUUUUAAAGGAAGCCUCACAGAGCUGAAUAGGCAGUAAUCAAUGUGUCAUUAGAUCCUUUAUAAAGGAGAUCAAAGCCAGAGCAGCUCACUGUGAUGAUACUCCACAUCAGCAGACACACCAGGCAACAGAGGAUGAAGCUCAACCACUGUAGCAAAAUACCUUGACUGCUUGUGAGACCAGUAGCGUUGCAGGCCAAACCGUACUGUAUUUCCUUCUCAUAACCUCAAGGAAGCACAUGUGCUACCCACAACACCUCAUUCUUACCCAGGGCAUGCUGCAUACUUGUGGUACUGUAGGCAGCUGAAGAACUGCCGUUCCUUCGGCAAGGAACACCUGGCAUUCUGUAGUGUUUGGUGCUGUCUUAGAUUAAUGGUGCAUUUAUUACAUUCAAGCUAUUUCAGGAUUGCCAUAUGUGCAAACAAACCAUGCAGUACAGCCAAGGAAUAUAUGUUUUUUUUUUUAAUCCUUUUUUUUUUUUUAGAAUUUUCAUUAAUACUGUAGUUAUACACCAUAUGUCUCGUUUUAUCAUAGCCUAUUGUGUAUGAAAGAUGUUUGUACAAUGAAUUGAUGUCUAGUUUGCUUUUAGUCAUUUAAAGAGAUAUUGUACUAGGACGUGCUAGUAAGUGUACGUCCCCGCAUUCUUCUCAACCCAGGAACCUGUCCCUGGAGCAGUGAGCAAACCUCAUACGUGAAACGGCCAAGGCACAUGCAGGCUCUGGGUUGUUCUUCUCACACCCGAGCUGACCAAAGAUUAGUCACUGGUCAUAUCCAGUUCGGGACUUUGUUUUGUUUCCUGAUAACUAAAACAAAACAAACAGUGUAAAUUUGUAAUCAAGUGUUUGUGAGGAAAAACUUACGGCUUUUGGUUUUGUUUGUUUUUCGUAGGUCUGUGUAUCAAAUAUGACACUUUUCUUGCAAUAAAGCUUAUUUUGGGGUA
Odocoileus virginianus texanus is the source of this 10105-nucleotide messenger RNA. The record is from RefSeq and is a predicted model, not a curated record. NCBI's taxonomy places the organism in Eukaryota, Metazoa, Chordata, Mammalia, Artiodactyla, Cervidae.